CGCGCGCCCACGUACGCGCACGCGCACCGAUCUGCCUCCGGAACGGUCACAGUCACGCACUGGCGCGCGCGCGCCGUGACUCAAAACCCUUUUUAAAAUCCGAGGGUGUAACUGAAGUACAAGAAAGUGCAUACAUGGCACGGUAGGUGGUGGAGACAUAGAGAUGACCAAGACCAGAACCUGCCCCCAAGGAGCUUCCAGUCUGGUAGACGUGCUUAUAUUUUAGGGAAGACGGCCUCGCCUCUAAAACAUUCCCUAAAGUCCUACUGUAACUGAACUCAAGGGGCUCGUCUCUUGGUGAGUACGGAGCUGAAAAGCACAACUGGGGCUGAAGGAAAUGAAGAAAAGUUUUAUUGCUUGCGCAGGCAAUAGAGAACACCGAGUACAGCUCCCAAGGAAGCGUCUCCGGGAACUUAGUGUUGCAGGAGACGUUAUGCACAAGAGCACGGAGGAUAUGUUACAAUUGUGUAACAACUGUGCUCAAUCAGGGCACAUGUGCAGCAGGUGGGCAGGCCAUUACACAACGAGUUCAAGGAACUAUUACACAAUGAGUUCAAGGAACAUGAACAGGUCAUUAUGUAACGGGUCCAUGGCAACUUUUGGACACUUGGCUCUGGAGCAAUUUGCAAGGGUCUUGCUGCAACCCUGUACUUUUCAUUGUAAGAUGGCAACAUCUGCAAAAACGGGAACAUCACCUUCGGAAAAAGAGAACAUUUAGUUUCUCCUUAUCUGGAAAACGUUUGACAGCCCGUUUGUUAUUGAUCAGAUUCUCAGUAACUCUUUCCUUGCCUGGUUCCCGGUCACACUGCUAGAAGCCAGACUGCCAGGAGAGGCUGGGGACAGAGUGCUGCAGGAGAUCAUAGCAGCAUUCUUGCUAGGCUUUAAGCGUAGGGAAGAUAAAUUCCAAAUGGGUGACUGGGAGAUAUGUGAUCUGCUGAUUCUCAUAAUCAUUAUACCAGAUUGAUUGUGCUGUGGAAUCUCAGGCUGGAGGGGAGUAUGUUAUCAGGCAUAAAGCCCCGUGAAGAGAUCAAGAAACUUCUGACCAGAACGACCCAAGGUAGGAGAGAGAAAUCCCCCCCGAAUGAAAGUAUAGGAGUGAGGGGUGCGGAGUACGAGGGAAGGGCCCUGGGCAUCCGCGGUGCUUGACUCGAGGGCCUAUCGCAGGAGAGGGAGCAUGUGCGGUAGUAAAGAGCAGGGAAUGUGGACCCAAAUCGCUCAGGUUCAAAUUCUGACCACAAGCACCGCCUUUAGUCAGUUCUUCAUCUAUCUCAUAGGUUCACUGUGUAUUGAUACAAGUUAACCCAAGCACUUAGAGCAGUGCACGCUUGAACAGUAGCCUGUCGUAUUCAAACAGGAGGGAGAGAGAAUCGCUUUUACUUAAAAAAAAAAAAAAAAAAAAGUAAAAGGCCUGUAAGCUUUCGCGGAGCUGGCGAGAAAACCGCUUCUAUCCCUCAAAGGCAUAUGAGAGAAGGGGGCGGGGCGGGGCGCGGGAAGCGGGUGAGGGCGUGCGCGCGGCCGAGGCCGAGGCCCCUUUGCGUGCGCGCGCCCGCGCCUCGGUCUUGCCGGAGGCGUGACCGUAAAGGAGCCCGGCCUGCCGUGAAAAGGCCGCAAACACGCGCGGGUUGGCUCUUGAGUCGGUGUUGUUCGUUGCUCCGCUGUUUGCUUUUCUUCCCACAGCAGUUGUGAAGCGAAAAGGCGUAGAGGGAAACAGUUUUAAAGAUAAUUCAGGAAUAGUACUGACAAGGGAGCGGGUCGCUUCGACUCCGCAGUAGGCGUGAUCAGUCGUCCCCGGGAGGUGCGGGCUGAAGCGGGGGCCGGGGGCAUGCGGCCCGUGGACCCGGACGAGGCGGACGCCCCGGAGCAAGUGGAGGUGCUGGAGCCCGAGGAGGACUUCGAGCAGUUCCUGCUGCCCGUCAUCCACGAGAUGCGCGAGGACAUCGCGGCGCUGAGCCGGCAGCGCGGCCGGGCGCCCCUGCGGAACCGCAGCAAGCUGUGGGAGAUGGACAAUAUGCUCAUCCAGAUCAAGACGCAGGUGGAGGCCUCGGAGGAGAGCGCGCUGAACCACCUGCAGAGCGCGGGCGACGGCGGCGAGGGCCGGGCGGCCAGGCGGGGCGAGCGGGCCGAGGAGAAGGCCCGGGAGGUGGCGAAGAUGGCCGAGAUGCUGGUGGAGCUGGUGCGGCGGAUAGAGCGGAGCGAGUCGUCGUGAGGAGCGGCGGCGGUGAGGCGGCGGGCGCCCCACGAGCGUGAUCGAACGGCUUCCUGGGUGAUAGUGACGUCUCAGGAGUGCAGCCCCGAUCCUCCUGCGUCCAGACUUCGGCAGUGGGCGGAAAGUUGGGGUCGAGAGGAAAAUGAACGCGUGCUUGUUUGGAUGGGGGUUCACAGCUGGUGGCCUCUGCUCAACUGGUGAGGAUGGGCUGACCCCUCCAGGAAACGGAAGCAGCUCUCGUUUUCUCUACUCUGUUUGUAUGUUUUUUAUCCCCACCUAACAGUCUGCCUUAAGUUACCCCGGGACCUGGUUGUUUUCUGGAAGUGUGAGGCACGUGAAGCCUUGGGGUUGGAAUCCUCCAGCGUCAGAGGUGCAGUGGAAGGCACUGCUUGGAUGUGGCUGGGGGAGAGUGUGGGAACAAGACCGCCUUGCAUAAGACUGCGAAGAACUAGCAGACAGCUGCACAGGGAAGAUGGUCGUGCAUCCAUUUGGAACUUGAGUCAUCUGUGACACACAGGAGGAGAGUUAUGUUUUGUUGCCUAUAUUGUCUGCUGUUCAUUUUGCAAUCUGUCAGGGCUUCAGAGCAUCGCAUCAGGGAGACGAUCUGCAAAGAGCCGUGAGAGGCCGGGGAAGGAAGGGGCAUCAUCAGGCCGCGUCAAGUGCCCUCUCCUUCACUGGGGUGGCAGACCCGACAGGGACUUGAGACGAAAGUCAGACGUGUUCUCAGUAUUCAUUUGCUUUGAAAAACAAAGACCUAAAAAACCUUUGUUAAAAUAAAUUUUUUGUUCGAAUGACCAAAGCCCCUGUGUGUGUUAAUAAAAGAAUCAUGAGUAAAUUUCUCUUAAAA
Messenger RNA from Equus quagga, 3053 nucleotides. RefSeq names its product MORF4 family-associated protein 1-like. Lineage: Eukaryota; Metazoa; Chordata; Mammalia; Perissodactyla; Equidae. The transcript has 6 exons. The record is from RefSeq and is a predicted model, not a curated record. Bases 1823 to 2206 code for a protein of 127 amino acids.